Zophobas morio is the source of this 1401-nucleotide messenger RNA. RefSeq names its product serine/threonine-protein kinase greatwall-like. Lineage: Eukaryota; Metazoa; Arthropoda; Insecta; Coleoptera; Tenebrionidae. Gene Ontology annotation, biological process: peptidyl-serine phosphorylation; intracellular signal transduction. Gene Ontology annotation, molecular function: protein serine/threonine kinase activity; ATP binding. Bases 175 to 1401 code for a protein of 408 amino acids. The record is from RefSeq and is a predicted model, not a curated record. The transcript is spliced from 14 exons.
UACCAGACGAUCGAUAUUCAGGCGAGUGGGAGACCCAGCGAAAAGCUUUCUCAUCAAAAGGGGUCCCCCACUCUCUCAGCAGUUUUCAAUAAACUUUCUUAUAAGCUACAGGAAGUUCGAUCUCCUUCUCGAGAAAGACUGAACUCUUUAUAUGCGAAUGACUGCUUAGCCACUAUGCUUUCGAGUGGUUGCCUUACUUCCAAGCUACGGAGAAUGCCGGAUAUACAGGACUUUCAGUUGCUCAAGCCCAUAAGCAAGGGCGCUUUUGGAAAAGUGUAUGUUGCUCGAAAAAAGACCACGAUGGACUUAUAUGCCAUCAAAGUUAUAAGGAAGUCAGACAUGAUUAAAAAGAACAUGGUUGAUGCCGUUUUGACAGAGAAGUUUGCUCUCUCUAUCCUGGACAACCCGUAUGUUGUCAAGCUAUAUUACUCCUUUCAGAAUGCGAAAUACCUCUUUCUCGUAAUGGAGUUUCUUGUGGGCGGAGAUCUGGCAUCGCUGCUAUACGUGCUUGGAUCCCUUGACGAGGGUUUAGCUGCUUUUUACGCUGCAGAGAUUGCCUUGGCUCUGGAGUAUCUGCACGGCCACAACAUAAUUCACAGAGACCUGAAGCCUGAUAACAUGCUCAUUACUAGCAAAGGCCACCUGAAGUUAACGGACUUUGGGCUCUCAAGAGUGAAUGUUCGCGAACAGGAUAUCCAGCCUUUCAGCCGAAACGUAGGUGAAAAAAGCACACCUUUCAAAAAUGCUCAGAUCCCGUUACGUGUCCAGAGCGACUUGGAAGCUAAGACAUCUAAAAAAGGAAGUUUUUUACUGCUUCUUUUUCCAAAAAAGUCUAAAGUCUCUUCUCGUGAGCCCAACAACUCUCACCGGGGUGCGAGAAUUCCUUCCGAGGACCGCAUUGACAUGGAAGGUAACUGGCAUCGAUGCAAACCAGAUGAGUGCCGCGGCGCCAGCGCUCGCGUGACGAAGAUACCAGGCACUCCAGACUACCUGGCGCCUGAACUCCUUCUUGGGCAGGCGCAUGGGUUUGAGGUUGACUGGUGGGCCUUCGGUGUUUGCGUCUACGAGAUGAUUAUGGGCGCACCCCCAUUUCAUGGAGAAUCGGUUCAGAAAAUCUUUCAAAGAAUUUUAAAGGGAGAGCUAGAUGUCCCUUGCCUGGGAGAAGACUGCUCCUUCGAGGCGUGGGACCUGAUUAAGGGUUGCCUGGCGUACGCCCCCUCCAAGAGGUAUGGCAUCGUGAAGAUCAAAGGGCACGAGUGGUUUGCAAAGAAUGAUAUUAACUGGUCGACUAUUUUGAAGCAAAAUGGGCCAUGGGUGCCCAACCCGGUGAACACAGAAGACACGAGUUUUUUGCCCGUAAUAACUAAUACUGUUAGAUUAUUUUUACUUGCUGACUGCUAG